UCUCUUUUUUUUUGUUAUUUAUGCCCACACAAGUUGGUCAUACGCUGGUGCGGCUGGGUUUUUGUUUAGCAUUUAGGAAAGCCGCAAGCUUUAUGCGGUUAUCAAGUAUCGCAAGACAUGGCAUUGCGGAAAGUCAAGGGUAAUAUCGAACGAAUGUUCGACAAGAACUUGACGGACCUCGUCCGCGGUAUUAGGAACAACAAGGAGAACGAGACUAAAUACAUUUCACAAUGCAUCGACGAAAUCAAGGAAGAGCUCCGGCAGGAGAAUAUGUCUGUGAAGGCCAACGCUGUUGCGAAGCUGGCUUAUCUCCAAAUGCUCGGAUAUGACAUCAGCUGGGCAGCUUUCAACAUUAUCGAAGUUAUGAGUUCCACAAAGUUCACGUACAAGCGAAUUGGUUACCUGGCUGCAUCACAGAGCUUUCACGAAGGCACCGAUGUCCUCAUGCUAACCACCAACAUGAUUCGAAAAGACCUGAACAGUCAGAGCAUGUAUGACUCGGGCACAGCCAUGAGCGGCCUGGCCUGCUUUGUGACCGCUGACCUGGCACGGGACUUGGCCAACGAUGUGAUGACGCUGCUCACAUCCACCAAGCCUUACCUGCGCAAAAAAGCGGUGCUACUCAUGUACAAGAUUUUCCUUCGAUUCCCAGACGCCCUGAGGCCAGCAUUCCCACGGCUGAAAGAAAAACUGGAGGACUCAGACCCAGGGGUGCAGUCUGCGUCGGUGAAUGUCAUUUGUGAGCUGGCACGAAAAAACCCAAAAAACUACCUCUCACUGGCACCGGUCUUUUUCAAGCUGAUGACCAGCUCCACAAAUAACUGGAUGCUGAUCAAAAUCAUCAAGUUGUUUGGUGCCCUCACCCCACUUGAACCUAGGCUGGGGAAAAAGUUGAUCGAGCCUCUAACUAACUUAAUCCACAGCACCUCUGCAAUGUCCCUGCUCUAUGAGUGCAUCAACACAGUCAUAGCAGUCUUGAUUUCUAUAUCCUCAGGAAUGCCAAACCACUCUGCGUCAAUACAGCUCUGCGUCCAGAAACUCCGAAUAUUGAUAGAAGACUCCGAUCAAAACUUGAAAUACCUGGGGCUGCUGGCCAUGUCCAAGAUACUGAAGACGCACCCCAGGAGUGUCCAAGCCCAAGACUUGGUGCUGCAGUGUCUUGAUGACAAGGACGAGUCUAUCCGCCUCAGGGCUCUGGACCUGCUCUACGGCAUGGUGUCGAAGAAGAACCUGAUGGAGAUAGUGAAAAAGUUGAUGGUCCACAUGGAUCGGGCAGAAGGAACCACCUACCGAGAUGAGCUUUUGUCCAAGAUAAUAGACAUCUGUUCCCAAAACAACUACCAGUACAUCACGAAUUUUGAAUGGUAUGUCAGUGUGCUGGUGGAGCUGACCCGGAUUGAAGGGACCAAGCAUGGCCUCACCAUCGCAUCCCAGAUGCUGGACGUGGCUGUUCGAGUGCAAGCGGUCCGGGCCUUUAGCGUCUCUCAAAUGGCUGUGCUGCUGGACAACACGCAUCUGCUGAUGGGCAGUGGCCAGCGAAACAGCAUUUGUGAAGUGCUUUAUGCGGCCGCUUGGAUCUGCGGAGAAUACUCUGAGCUGCUUCCAGAGCCGCACUCCACGCUGGAGGCCCUGGUGGUCCACGGGCGAGCCAGCUUCCCCGCACAUCCAGAGCACGUACGUGCACAAUGCUCUAAAGCUGGGCCCGCCUGGUGGCUGCUGCUGAUAGAGGACCGCAGGAGGAUGACCACCCUGAUGACUACUGCCUGCUGUGCCCUGAACUUGGUGAAGCAAGUGAGCAAGAUGCACGCACGGGGUGAGCAAGUGAGUGACGAACUACUGGCCCUAUUCUCUGGUGAGCUCAACCCAGUGGCACCCAAAGCACAGAAGAAAGUCCCACUUCCCGAAGGCUUGGACCUGGACCAAUGGAUUAAUGACCCACCCUCAGAAUCUUCAUCAGAAGAGGAAGAGAAUACAACGGAAAUAUUUAUCAAGUCCGACAAGAGUGCAGCUGUGUCCCGCUUCUCAGAGAAGAAAUAUGAGCCUAGCAAAGAAGAACUGGAGAGUAUGAGAGAAGCUCGCAGGCAGGAGCAGGCCAGCAACCCACACUACCUGAAGGCCAUGCCCAAGAGCAGGUCGACCAAUGGCCAUCUGCAAGGGGCAACUAUGGAUGAUAUCCCAGUGACGGAGAUCGAUCUGUCGGUGCCUCUUCACAUACCUGGUCUCAUUUCAUCAGACAAGUAUCUCAGUGCAAGUCGCAAAGAGCAAGGCAUGACACAUGGCAGUGAUGGAACCAAGAAGAAGAAGAAAAAGCUCAAGAAAAGCAAGGAUCGGCUGAAAAAACCACUUGCCUCCGAGUCCGAGGAGGAGUUACCUGCACCACUUGGUGUAGUCAACACUUCCGCUGAGAUGCCCGAAGGUGCGCGGCUUACGGACAACGACGACGAGGAGCGCAACGCUGAUGACCCACAUCGUGCUUUGGACAUUGACCUCGAAGAGCCCCUGCAAGAGGAGGAGAGGCUGCCAACGCAGGCACACCAUGACGACUUGUUGGCGGAGUCGUUGCAGCGGAACCAAAAAGGAGGGCGUCGUCCCGAAAGCACAAGGAGCACAAGCAUCGCAAGGCUCACCGUGACCACAAGAGAAGUCUCGAGGCCGCCACAAAGGCUCCUGCUGAGGUUGACUCAGGUGCAAAGCAGGAUGAUCUGGACUUCUGGCUUUCACCUUCCGAGGGUCAAGACAGGCCGGCAGCAGGUGGUGAUCUUGCCAUGGAUUCAGUGCUGCAGACAUCCCGACAAAUCUCUUCCCGAGUACGUUCGGGCUUUGAAGGAGCUCUACCUCCUUGCCGAUCCUACUGCAUCAGACGCCGAGAAGGUGGAGCGACCCAUCCACCAGGCUCGUCCAGCCUUCGCCGCUUACCUUCGGAGCGCCCGCUAUCAUGACCUAAACGAGCUGGCAUCCGAUGCGAAGGGUAUUCAGGGCGACAUUUUGUCGGCGCAAGACUAUCGCCCGCAGCCACCGCCUUCCGCGUCUUUCGAGCCUCGUUGCGCAUGGGCUGGUCGUGACUCUUCACACUGGGGUUCCCCGAACCAUGAGGCGGCCUCUGCCGCGAGACCGAGACGCGCUAGAUGUGUUGGACCGCGCACUGGACCCGUACUCGCACGCCAGGCGGCCACCUUUGCCGGCAGCGUGAACAAGAACGGAAAACCCCGUGCUUCCAGUGCAAAGGGGCGGCGCAAGAAGCACCACGAUAGUGAAGCAUCUGGCAGCAAGAAGAAGAAGAAAGCCAAGACGGCCACCCUGCUGCAACAGGACGUUCCCAAAGACAAGCGAGAGUACGAAGAGGCGCCAGGCAUCACCACACCAUCGAAGGAGCCCAGCUUCAGUGCCACCCAGACACCCAUGACACCCAGCAUGCCACCACCUGCCUCUAAUUACAAGCUUCUGGCUGAGGACAAGAAUAUUAAACUGACUUACGAAGUGCGCACGCUGCCCAUGGUGCGGGACCAGGUGUUGGUGUCGGUGAUAUUCACCAACCUCAGCCUGUACCAGCUCAAGGAGAUGGAGCUGAACAUUCUGGACACGCUCAACACCAAGAUGCUACGAAGGGCUGCUAGUCCACAUGAGGGCAUUAGUGUUCCCUUCCAGCUGCCCAAGGGAACAGCCAAUGAGUGCCAGUUUGCCUUCACAGUGGACAGCGUCUCAAUGUCCCAGCGUUUGCGGGGCACCCUCACCUACAUGGUCAUGACAGAAACUGGUUCCACGCACGAGAAGCUGGACUUAAAACUGCACCUGCCAGUUUCUUCUUACCUGAUAGGAACAAUGUCUAAAAGGGACACAUUUGCCGAGCUACUGAGUGGCGGGGGAGUGUCGGAAAAAGGCAGCAUUACCCUGGAGGCCAUCGAAUAUGAAUUCCCUCACGUUCUCUCCAAGGUGUGAUUCCACUGUCACUUCACAGUGGUAGAACAAGUUGGGCUGAGUGCCUCUCUGUACAGCCGCUCCAUCCAGGAUGACCACAUCUGCCUUUUAAUCAAGCACAUGAAUCCGAGUCGAGUUUUCGUGGAUGGGAAGAGCACCAACGAGCAGCUUCUGUCCAGCCUGCUGGAAGAAUUGCGUUCUCUACUGUGUACAGCCGGCACCAGCAUAUAGAAGAUAUAAUCCAAGGAAGAUUACUAGAAAUGAUGCUUCUUUCAAUGGAGGUGCAAACUAUGUAUAUUUAUGCCAAGAGACCAUUUUUUCUUCGCUGCAGCCUCUUAUUUUGCGUAUAAAGCAGUUGGGAGGCCAUAUUGUAAGCGUGCUGUUACCGCAUGGAGGAGGAGGCAAAGGAGAUAGAAUUGCUUUCAACAGAAUUGUUAUAGCAGAAAUAUAAGCUUGAGGUUGUCUCCCGUAGUGGGGCAGUGGUGCCGACUUGAAGGUCACGAGUUCAAUCAAUCCUGGCUGCGGCAGUCACCUGUGGAUGGAGGUGAAUAACCUGUAAAAUUUCAGUGCACGUUAAAAAUGGUCCAAAUAUGGGAGCCCUUUAUUAUGACGUCUCUCAUGAUAUUGUGGUUUUUUAUUAAAGCUCGAGGUUGAAGCACGGGAUGCCUUUUGAUCGCUAUUUGAUAACUCCUUCUAUGUUGAUUUUCUCAAACUGUCGGCGUGGGACAGGGAUAACCCAGCAUGAAACAGGCAAAUCCGAUUGACCACGCUCAAGCACUUAAGUUUUGAUCCAGUCCCCGUCGUUUAGCGGCUGUUUUAUAUCUGUUCUAUUGACAAAGCGAGGCCUCCACCCAUUAUGUGCCUGUUCCACGGCUAUUCUCACGUCUUUACUGUAAGACUAGCCUCAACUAAUAUUGUGCGGCUUCAUCUUGUUUUUCUGUUCAAUCCCUCGUCUAUCUUGCGACCGAGGGCUCACAAAAUAGACCCUCAGGAGUACAUGGGCCUACAUCAUACUACAUAUAUAUGUAUAUAAAUAGAGAUCUGGGCCUUACAAAGGUGUUUCCUUAUAUAAUUGAGUGAACAGAAUGAAAUUUAAUACACUUAUUUAAGUUUUUUUUGGCAGACUCUAAAUCUCUGAGCAAAUUUUAGUAGCUGCAUUAGAACAAGAGAUAUGCCGUUUCUGCGAUGUCUUUUAGCACAUUUCUUACAGGGAUUUUUGGCAACUUUACUUUGUCAACCACAGAAAUUAAGUAUGUGCCGAUUUCCACAAGUCCAACAUAGCCGGCACUUGUACACCAAAUAUUUUGCACCAAAUUAUAAUUAUUCAUAUUGAUAAAUAGUGUGUAGCAUAAAAUUUUGUCAUAUUUGCAUCCAUUUAUAUUGUAUCAGAGGCUCGUUGAAACCAAUCUGUUUAGCAUGAUUUGCUAGGCUAACUCUUUGGCAGUCUUGCCAUAGACCUUGUUUUCGUGUUUGACAAAACUAAGGUGACAAAAAGAAGCUUGAGAAAUUUUUAGAAAUUGCAUAUUUUUUUGUUCUAAUGCAGCUAAAAAAAAUCUGCUCAGCAUUUUGUAACCUGCAGAAAAAAGUGAAUACAUAGACUAAAUUGAAUCCAUUUAGCCCAAAAAAAAAAUAAAGAAAACAUUUUC
Messenger RNA from Rhipicephalus microplus (southern cattle tick), 5561 nucleotides. It is a transcript of the gene g, whose product is annotated as adaptor-related protein complex 3, delta 1 subunit-like garnet. NCBI's taxonomy places the organism in Eukaryota, Metazoa, Arthropoda, Arachnida, Ixodida, Ixodidae. Gene Ontology annotation, cellular component: AP-3 adaptor complex; terminal bouton; endosome membrane. The record is from RefSeq and is a predicted model, not a curated record. Gene Ontology annotation, biological process: synaptic vesicle membrane organization; protein targeting to vacuole; synaptic vesicle budding from endosome.